AUGAGACGCAACUUUCGAAAGGCAUAUCACAACAAGUCAAAGACCGGCUGUAGAACCUGCAGGUCGCGACGUGUCAAAUGUGACGAAGCGAAGCCGACCUGCAAUCGAUGCAAGUCGGCAGGGCAGUUGUGUGCUGGGUACGAGCCGCCAAAGAUAUGGCUAUUUCAACCGACUUCCAAUACAGCUCUUGUAACGAAUCAACAAGAGCGGAGAGCAAUCCAAUUCUUCCAGGAACAAACAAGUCCCAUUCUUGCGGCUUUCUCAAAGUUCACACUGCGCUUCUGGGAACAAUUCAUCUUACGUAUGGCUCAUGCAGAACCAGCAGUCCGGCACAUGAUGAUCGCACUUGCGACUCGGCAGGAAGCGGCGAGUUGCUCGCCUGAUGAGCUGUACAGUCUCUCUCGUUUACGGUCACAUGCAUUCUCCGAAGCGCUUCAUUUAUUGGUCCGACCACAACCUCAAAUUAGCACACUUGCAGUGUUGAUGUCCUGCCUUUUCAUGGUCGGAUAUGAAGCGUUCGAGGAUCCAAUGGAGAUGACGACGGCAAGUGUGAAACAUCUUGGAGCUGGACUUCGCAUACUCGAGGAUCAAUCAACAAUGGCUGCUCUGCCUGCGACCGACUCUCAUAACGAAGCUGUCCAUGUCUACCUCCAACCAAUGUAUCUACAGCUUGAAAUGAUGCUCUCUAUGUUGAACACACCAAUAGUGACCCACUGCCGGGGAGACUUGAACGACGAUCUAGAAAGACCUCGUCUUCCAAGUCACUUUCCGCAUUUAGUGGCUGCACGAGAUGCCUUCUACAAGAUCCUGCGAUGGCAUUUUGUGUUUCGGGCUCAAGGAGCAAAUGAGUGGACACCUCACAGCGCGGCAUUCAUCACUGUCCGAUCACUCUUUCUGGACUGGCACAGACUUAUAAUGAUGUACAAUGAUACGCUGCCCUUGACUGAUUUACCACAAAGGCGCGGCCUACUCAGCAUGGUCUCACAUUGGCGCACGUAUAUGGUGGCAUUGCUGCAUUCUGCAGACAUGGAACCAGGUGCUGUCGCUCGUAACGGUUCUCCGUAUCUACCCCAUGGUGGCCGCCUGAAAACCAGUCUAGUCAACUUGAUGCAUCCAGAUCACGUCAAAAUGACCUUUAUUGUGGACCAGCAGACGCUGCCAAUGUUGGAAAUCUGUGACUGGAGUGAUUCUGGCGUAUUGUGUGAUCCUGCACUGAAAAUCUGGCCCACCGCCGUGGUUAGAAAACUCGCCGACGGGCGAGGCUUUGUUCAACUGGUACUUUCGGCUUGA
Molecule: messenger RNA, 1290 nt
Organism: Exophiala bonariae
Lineage: Eukaryota; Fungi; Ascomycota; Eurotiomycetes; Chaetothyriales; Herpotrichiellaceae
Exons: 1
Coding region: 1-1290 (429 amino acids)
Biological process (GO): regulation of DNA-templated transcription
Molecular function (GO): DNA-binding transcription factor activity, RNA polymerase II-specific; zinc ion binding
Source: RefSeq, a predicted model, not a curated record